Mycotypha africana is the source of this 531-nucleotide messenger RNA. RefSeq names its product Yip1 domain-containing protein. The record is from RefSeq and is a predicted model, not a curated record. Gene Ontology annotation, cellular component: membrane; trans-Golgi network. NCBI's taxonomy places the organism in Eukaryota, Fungi, Mucoromycota, Mucoromycetes, Mucorales, Mycotyphaceae. The transcript is spliced from 5 exons. Gene Ontology annotation, biological process: endoplasmic reticulum to Golgi vesicle-mediated transport. The annotation marks the transcript as partial.
UCAGGUCAGGACACCUUGGACGAACCAGUUACAGUGACCAUUAUGCGCGAUUUGAAAAAGGUGGGCAAUAAGUUAUUACAAGUUUUGCAUCCAAAGGGCGAUCGACACGUACUCAGAGAUUGGGAUCUUUGGGGCCCACUCAUCCUAUGCCUUACAUUAGCCAUUGUAUUAAGUAUAAGAGCUCCUGAACAUCAAGCCGUACCUAUUUUUACGGGAGUUUUUGUGAUAGUAUGGAUAGGUGCUGCUGUAGUCACCUUGAAUGCCAAAAUGCUCGGCGGCGCUGUCAGUUUCUUUCAAUCCGUCUGUGUGAUGGGCUAUUGUUUAUUCCCUAUUGUGGUGGCAGCGAUUGUUGCAACGUGUAUCGAUUAUAUUUGGGUACGAGUACCUGUGUCUAUUGUGACAUUUGUUUGGUCGACUUGGGCAUCCGUUGCCUUUAUGUCAGAAUCGCAGAUUCAUCUACAAAAUAGACGUGCAUUGGCGGUCUAUCCACUUGUUUUGUUUUAUUUCGUGAUAACGUGGUUAGUUGUCAUU